Molecule: messenger RNA, 1026 nt
Organism: Boleophthalmus pectinirostris (great blue-spotted mudskipper)
Lineage: Eukaryota; Metazoa; Chordata; Actinopteri; Gobiiformes; Gobiidae
Gene: morn5
Product: MORN repeat containing 5
Exons: 5
Coding region: 246-785 (179 amino acids)
Source: RefSeq, a predicted model, not a curated record
CCUAAGAGCAAAAAUUAAACAUAUGCCUGUAAACAUUGAAAUUGCUUUGUUGUUCCUUCAGAUAUUCGCUAAAGAUGUACUCGGGCUCUAUGUAUUUCCAAAACAUUCAUGUUGUCAAGUAUCGUACAGACUGUAUACUUCCACCCUACCUACUCCAGGUCUCCCCGUUGUCAUGGAGACGCCAUACCACAGCUCUCCCAAGUCUCAAAAGCACUUUGCUCUAAUAUCUCGAAGGAAGGCAAUUAAUGGAGUUUAUUGGUAGCAGCUAUGAAGGGGAACAGAAAUAUGGAAGAAUGCAUGGAAAAGGAAGGUAUACUUUUCCAACUGAGACCCAGUAUGUGGGCGAGAUGAAAGAUGGGAUGUUUCAUGGUAAAGGAGUGCUGUACUUUCCAAAUGGAAGUAAAUAUGAAGCCACUUGGGAAAAUGGCAUAACUAAACAGGGUGUUUUCACGUUUGCCGAUGGGCUGCAGUAUCAGGAAAAAGAGUGGGCCUACUGUGACGGGUAUGACCGCUGCUUUUACUCUGAAAGAUGUAAUGGGCUCAGACCUGCAGGAGAAUCCCAGCUAACUGAUCGUCAUCCUCCACGUGUCAUCCCUGAUGGCUGUUAUGAUUGUGGUGAUGGCUUCUAUGACUCCUCCACCAGAGUGGUCACCUCAUAUACAGGCAGAUUCCUCAGGAAUGCAGAUGACCGUGAGCAUGCAUGGAUUGUACGGACAUGUAGGAAAGCCUGGGAGGAAGAAUGGAUUGGAACCAAUGAUGAAAAUGUCAGCAGCCUCAUGAAAUAAAUUACUUUGUGAAUAUACAGAUACUCAUAAUUGGAUUCAUAAGUUUGUUUUGUAAAAGUCUUGAUUGUUUAAGACAUUUCCAUUUUGCAUUUGUAUAUUACCACACAUGAUUUUCACACAUAGUAACUAAAACAACAUUGGAAAUUUAUCCAGAAAAUUAGAGUUUGAGUUCCAACAUUUUUGAGAUGUCUCAGUCAUGAGUAUUCUAUACUGUAUAAUACAAACAUGUCCAACUAAUAAU